UGAUGAGGAAAACGUUUGGAAAUUGAAACUGUGAAAAGCUACGACGACAUCGAUGAGAUGGCUUGAAAGAGUCACAGAUAGUCACAUUCAGAGAAAAAAACUAGAGAAGGUGAAGCCAUGGCCUGUGCCCGAGUGCCACUGGAUGAGCAGCAGGUGACUGAGCCUGGCCCGCUGGGAAAAGACCACACACUGCCUGCGCUGCACCCAGACCGGAAGGAGGAUCGCUGUUUUGUGCCUUACAAGCCUCCACCAGAGGACGGCUCUCCUGCUGAGGUGGAGGAGUUUUUGGAAUAUGCCAGAUUCAUCAUAGAGGACCUGGAGUGGCUGCUCGCACUGCCCCACGAUAAGUUCUGGUGCCAGGUGGUAUUUGACGAGUCCCUGCAGAGGUGCCUCGACUCGUACCUGUGUCACGCUCCUCGGAGCCUCGACCUCACUGCCCUGCCCUCCUCCCCGACAAUGGCGGAGAUGCAGCGCUCCGUCCACAGGUCGGUCUUCUUGACUUUCCUGAGGAUGGCCACACAUAAAGAGUCCAAGGAUAACUUCCUCACCCCGGCUGUGUUUGGAGAAAUUAUCUAUGACAACUUCCUGUUUGACAUUCCCAAAAUUUUGGAUCUGUGUGUACUCUUUGGAAAGGGCAACAGCCAGCUGCUGCAUAAGAUGAUAGAGAACAUCUUUACCCAGCAGCCGUCAUACUACAGUGACCUGGAUGAGACAGUGCCCACUGUGUUACAGGUGUUUGACUCAGUCUUAGACAAAUGUGGUCUUCAGUGUGAAGGAGCCACUGCCAUGGAGCCCAUGAAGCUGAAUGCACAUAAACAGCCCACUGCCAUGACCAUGAGCCAGCAGGAACUUGCAGAUAUAAUUUUGUACCUGUGUGACUCGACUACCACCAUCCAUGCCUUCCUGGACAUCUUCCCUGCAGCCUGCUCCACCUUCCACUCCCACGGCUUCCUCAGCAGACUGACCUCAUUUUAUGAGACCACUGUGCCUGACCUUGAGAAGGCGCUGAGGAAGAGAAACUUUGAUGAUAAAGGUCUUCAGGACGACUUGUGGAAGAGGUUGUCCCACUCCUGUCGCAAGAUGGUGGAGACAGCUCACCUGCUGCUGCACCACACCUGCCUUCAGCCGAUCCUGGAGGGGAGAGAAAACAUGCAAACAUUUGCAGAGGAACUACUACAACAUUUCACAUCUUUUUUACCUGAGAAAAGGUUCUUGUCGGACUACGAUGAGCAGUUCCCGCUCAGUGACGACAUCAGCCUCCUGCAGCAGGCUCUCCCUGUCAUUGAUGAGACCAGGACGUCCUACCUGCUCCAGGGGGUGGAAAGUGCCUGGGACAGCGUGGGACGACGGAGAACACAGAGCCAGAUUCAGCCUAAAGCUCCUUCGUUGUUGUCAGCCAAUCAGGGAGCAGUGGGCUGGGCUGGAGAGAGACUGAAGGGAGCGGAGGCCAUGUUGGAUGUUCCCGGAAAAGGAAAUAACGGCGUGGUGUGUCCGCUGAGCGCGGCGGAGCUGGAGUCUCUGCUGUCGUGUAUCAGGGACCUGCUGCCUGACUUGGGCGAAGGCUUCCUGCUGGCCUGUCUGGAGGAGUACAACUACAACUCUGAGCUGGUCAUCAACAACAUCCUGGAGGACCGGUUAGCGCCCAGCCUGGACAAACUGGACCGAUCCAUGCCAAGGCCUGUGAAGGAGGAGCUUCCAAGUGUCCUGAGCAACAGAUCCGGCGUGUUUGAUGAUGAUGAGUUUGACAUCUUCCGCAGGGACCAGGUGGACAUGUCCCGCAUCUGGAAGGGCCGGAGGAAAGGUGAGAACAUUCGAGAGAUGCUCAACGACAAGCAGCACAUAGCGGAGCAGAGAGCUCGUUAUCAGGCCUACGAGACGGUGGUGGACGAGGUCGUCAUUGAACCCGGGGAGUCUGCAGCCACGUACGGCCUGGACGACUACGACGACGAGUACGACGACACCUACGACAUGAACCAAGUGGGAGCUAACGACCUGGACGGAGACAGCUUACUGAACAGAAGGCCUUUCACAGUCCCACAGGUGUUGAGAAAAGGAAACAAACCAGAGGAUGAGGAGGAGGGUGAAGAUGACGAGGAGGAAGAGACUUUACAGAACAACGUAAACAGGGACCAGUUUGUGCAGGACCCGGCUCUGCUGAGGGAGAGAGCUGAAGCUAGAAGAGCUGCCAUGCAGCAAAGGAAAGGUUUCCGACCAGAGCGUAGCAGUAACGUUGUCGGCCGAGCCAAAGGCCAAGGUCAAACCCUGGAGACGUUCCUGGACCGGCGCAAGAAGGAGGCCAACAAGAGCCGCGUGUCCAACCACAACCGGCGCACCAUGGCUGACCGCAAGAGGAACAAAGGCAUGAUCCCCUCAUGACAUGUGUGACGGCCUGCUGCUCGAACCAACCGGACUGAUGGUAGAAGGGAGAGAUGGCAGGAAGGUGGAAGAUGUGUGUCGACUGAGUGAAUCAGGUUCUGGUGUUGUUCUGGGUCGAUCACGCUUCAGCCCUGAGGUCACUGUCUUUGCCUGAGAAGGGAAGCCCGCUGAAGGUUUUCAGUUGCUGGUGAAAAAUUGAAUUAGUUUACAGACUUUCUUUGGCACUUUAGCCUUUUGUUUUCAGAGGUUGUCAAGCAGAGACUCUGAACAUCUACUUUUAGUCUUUGGACUAAAUGAUUUUCUUUUUAUAGCUGAUUAAAAACCAAAGUUCUGAGUGUGAGCCAGGGACUGAGGACAAAGAGUAAGACCUUUUAUUUUUGCCAAGUAACAAAUCAAUUUAUUAUUAAGAUCCAGAGUGACUGAAUGAAGUUUCUUUGACAUCAUCAUCAUCAUCAAGUAGACAACUUAGGAAUACAAAGGAUGAGGGUUUUAGAGAGACUGCCGUUCCUUCUGUAGCUGGAAGAACAAUUACUGACCUGGUGAUCAAGUCUGGACAUCAGCGGCAGACUGUGUUGCUCUCACUACUCACUCUGUGCGAGUAGCUUGUGUGACAGCUGCUUGCAUGUAACGUUCAAUUGCAUGCAUGUGAUGUCAUCCACCCAGUUCACACCACUGUUGUCCAGCCUUCGCAAAAACCAAAACAAAAAAUAGUCUAGAGACGCUAUGACCAUCUCGUUAUGAUGCUGUGGUGUUUGUUUUUGGAAGCACAUGCUGUACAGAGGCGCCUCGCGUCUCUCACACUAGCUGUAGGGAAACCACCUACAUGUUGCCAUGCACAGACUAUUUUCUAUGAAGAGAACAGAUCUAUCGGAGCAUUUUGUAACAAAAAACACACAUGUAAUUUGCUUUUUGGAGUUGACAUUGCAAAAAAAAAAACAAAAAAAAAACAAACCAUAAAAUAAAUACCAUAAUACUAUGUUUUUGACAUCCUUUGUCUUUGGCUCAUCACUCACAGGAUGCAAAAAACAAAAAAAAAUCAAGUGGAUUUGACUUUUUCCUUUAGCAGUAGAAUGUGUUGACUUCAAUGUACAGCUGCACAGUUAGACCUUAAAUUAUUUUCCUCAAUGUUGAGAUGACAAUUGUUUAUCUUGAUUGUUGACCCACCUUUGGUAAGUUUUAAAUUGUCCUGCACAAGGACAUUUGACAGAAAAUUACCUCCGAUUUCACACAAUUUUCCUGUGCUGUGAUGUAGAUUCUUAACUGUAUGUAAACAUAUAGUUUACACAUCCUUCUGCAAAAUUCUGAUAUUUUGACAGUUUUUGGAGAAAUUUGUUAAUUUGCUCUUAUUUCUUUAAAUGGAAACUCAGCACUGGAAUCAGGCAGUUGCUUUCAAGUACAAAAUUUGAACUUCAAUUAUUAUGAUCAACUGUGAAGCUUUAUGUCAGAGGAGUAAGAGAACGCAUCAUGUUCGUCACAUGAUAUGAGAUGCACAUUCUUGUCUGUGUGACUCUGCUGUCAGAAACAGACUUCUUCACACAGACCUAAAGAUAAAAAUAAAUCAAAGAGGUGAAAAUCCAACGAAGCUGAGGCCACAGACUCCACAAACUACUCGUGUAACACCUCUAUCUCUGUCAGCGCAACUACAACUGAAUUAGCUACGGUUCCAUAAACAUGUCAAGUUUCAAAGUAUAACUCAGGAGGUGUGUUUGUGGUUUCUCUCAGUCUGCAUUGAAGUAAUAAGGCAAGUUAAGGACAAGUGCAAAGACUUUUUUUUCCCCACAUCUGCUACCAACUGUGGCACAGUUAAUUCUGCACUACAACUACAGAACCUCUACAACUAACACUUAAUUGUGAAUCAUGAGUUUGGACACGAGAUGAUAUCAGUCACGUUUUAACUCAGUUAGUCCACUUAAUAAGUUGGUUAUUGACAUCAUUUGGACCUAAAGUGAACGUUGACACUGGCCAGUCAUUCAAUACGUACGUGUUUUAAAAUCAGAAAGCACUGAAUGUUUGUGCACAAAAAGCUGAGUCAUCGUUACCGAUUAAAAGCCAAACGAUUUGUUGCUCAGCUGUUUGAACAGAACAGAAGGUGUUGGUGUGAAGAGUCACAUCUUCACGGCUGUACAUCACACAUACAAACAAAUAUUUACACAGCUGUACAGUAACAUGAUCCCAGGAAGAAAUACUGUUCAUACACAACAGUACCGGUACAGUAACUUCAUAGUAUUGUGUUUAUACAACCACUGUAUACCUGCGAGACCCAUCCGAAGGUCAGAGGUCAAAAUCCAAUUGCUCCACAGUCCGGACUGCCAGUCAACUGCGGUGAAAAGUUUAGAUUGGCUCCCACAGUCCAUUGCUGGAAGGAGGAAGCGGCGAGGUCAGUAAAGGGGGAAA
Messenger RNA from Seriola dumerili (greater amberjack), 4770 nucleotides. It is a transcript of the gene ascc2, whose product is annotated as activating signal cointegrator 1 complex subunit 2. NCBI's taxonomy places the organism in Eukaryota, Metazoa, Chordata, Actinopteri, Carangiformes, Carangidae. The transcript is spliced from 19 exons. The record is from RefSeq and is a predicted model, not a curated record. Gene Ontology annotation, molecular function: ubiquitin binding. Gene Ontology annotation, biological process: regulation of DNA-templated transcription. The coding region runs from base 118 to 2376 and encodes 752 amino acids.